AUGGACGCCGACUUCAGGCCGAACCAGCUGAAAAUCGUCCCCUACCAGACGCCGGGACAGGCCCCAGAAGCGGGCAAGAAACGCAAACGAAGAUGGACUCAAGUUGAAGGCCACAAUCGGCCGUCUUUGAAGAUCAGGAAUGCUUGUAUCGCCUGCAGGGAGAAGAAGACCCGAUGCUCUGGCCACAUGCCCUGUAUCCGAUGCCAACAACACAACCGGCAAUGUCAAUAUAUGCCGACAACAGCAUUACCGCAUCCUUCCGAGAAACGAGACAGCAUCGCGAACCCGGCGAUAUCUCCCGUAGAGGCAGCGACGACUAUUUCUCUCGAUCAGCAGCAUUCAGACGGCACCCAAGCACCCAACUUUCACGACUUCUCGCCCGUAAACCCCUCUUCAGCAAACGAAGCAUCAGGAGAAACACCAGAUGGGCCACUCCAGGAAGACCAGUAUGGCCACUUUCACGGCGGCGCCUCCGAGUUCGCCUUUCUUCACAUGGCAAAGCAGAAGCUGGCGAGCUUGCCAUCAAUGUCGAUUCGCUUUUCUGAUUAUCCGCUCGCCGAGUCCGGAGACUUCCCUCCAAUCAUUCCUCCGAAGCACAUCGCAGACAAGCUGUUGCGAGUCUUCUUUGAUUUUGGACUAACUACGUCACGAUUUGUGCAUGAGCCGAGUUUGGUGGAGUCUUUCGAGAAACUGUACAACGAUGGACAGUGUGAUGGCCUCAAUAAUGACAACCUUGCACUGAUUUACAUGGUGAUGACUCUUGGCUCACACUAUUCGAGAGUCGAGAACAUGUACUGCGGGUAUGCUCCAAGCGUUCGCUUCUACCACAUGGCCGACAAGCAGCUCCAAAAGGAUACCAGCAAAAUCACCUUCGCCUCCCUUCAGGCGAGAAUGCUGGCAACGCAUUAUCUGUUGAACCACUCCCGCAUGCACGAAGCAUGGUCCUCAUUCGGCAUCGUCGUUCGCCACGCCCAGGCCCUCGGCCUCCAUCGUCGCAGCAUAUUCGGUCGUCCCUGUGCGAUACAUGACGACGACAUCGACCAAGACGAGUGUGCCCUGGCCAACGACGAAGACAUCACCCCAACAAGCUGCUGCGUCACUGCCGACGGAGACUUUUGCUCAGCAGCAGCAAUGUUGCAUUAUGCUCGUCUUUCGAGGAUACUGGGUACAAUAUUGCGGAGAUUUUAUAGCCCUGUGGCUCGAAACAGCAACGUCCUGCAGCUAUACCAGGCCGCCACUGAUUUCGAGAGAAGCCUAGUAGACUGGCAAGAUAACCUCCCGGCAUACCUCAACUACGUCGUCCUGCCUCCCUCGGCUCUUUCAACCAUGACACAAAGGCAGACAUGCACGUUGAAGCUGAUGUUUGCGCACGCCAGUCUUCUUCUUUACCGUCCGUUCAUGCUCUACUCCAUGGACCCAUCCACCAGCGCUAUCUCGCGACUUGAGCAGUGGGUCAAGCGAUGCCAUGAUAAGUCUAUAGAGGCUGCAAAGAUGGUUGUCAACGAGUGCCAGUACCUCUGCCAACGAGGCUUGUUUUCGAGGGUUUUCUGGCUGGUCAAUUACAUGCAGUUCGCAGCCGUCGGCACCCUCUAUAUGUACUCCCACUUAUGGCCCGAAGCAACGCAUGUUAGGGACACGGCAGAGGAUGCCAUGGCCGAGUUUCCUGUUGGUGUCGAAGGAGAUCUCGUAGGCCAAAGAUAUGUCGAGAUACUGAGUGAACUGCGAGAGAUCACCGCAAAGUCUACAGCUAUGCCGUCGAUGGGAAUGGACCUGCUUGCAAGAGCAUGCACUGUGGAUGAGUUACCCGCAUUUGAUGAUUCGCUGAUGGACUUUGGAGGCUCAUUCUCUAAUCUCUUCUUCGAUGUAACUGCCAUGGACGAGUACAUAGCAGACCAUACUAGAUAA
Colletotrichum karsti is the source of this 1905-nucleotide messenger RNA. RefSeq names its product fungal specific transcription factor domain protein. Gene Ontology annotation, molecular function: sequence-specific DNA binding; zinc ion binding; DNA-binding transcription factor activity, RNA polymerase II-specific. Gene Ontology annotation, cellular component: nucleus. The transcript is spliced from 4 exons. The record is from RefSeq and is a predicted model, not a curated record. Gene Ontology annotation, biological process: positive regulation of transcription by RNA polymerase II; DNA-templated transcription. The coding region runs from base 1 to 1905 and encodes 634 amino acids. NCBI's taxonomy places the organism in Eukaryota, Fungi, Ascomycota, Sordariomycetes, Glomerellales, Glomerellaceae.